Messenger RNA from Prunus armeniaca (apricot), 903 nucleotides. The record is from the annotation of a GenBank genome assembly. Lineage: Eukaryota; Viridiplantae; Streptophyta; Magnoliopsida; Rosales; Rosaceae.
AUGACGGACACAGCAUGGACUAAGGUUCUCAAGAAAGCCAAGAGUUCCAUCGAGAUCCAUCUCACAAAAUUAGUUCGGUCACACAUCACCGAAAAGAUGACUGCCCAAGAAGCAUGGGAAAAGUUGGAGAAUUUUUAUAUGGGCAAAACCGUGUCCAAUAAACUUUUUCUAAAGGAUGAACUAUUCGGACUUCGACUGGAAGAAGGAGGUGAUAUUGAAGAUCACAUAUGCAGGUUCCAAAAUUGCAUAACUAAUCUUCAAAAGGUUGAAGAAACUUACAAAGAUGAUGAUAUGGCUAUCAUCUUGCUGAGGUCUCUACCUUCGUCCUUCAAGCACUUUCGAACAACUCUAAUGUUUGGAAAAGAGUCCAUGAAGCUUGAAAACGUAAUUCAAGCUCUUCAGUCAUAUGCUAAACUAGAUGAUAUAACUAAAAGCUCUCAAGGCCUUUAUGCCAAAGGCAAUGAGAGGGGGCGGGAAAAGACAAAGGAAGAGAAAACAAGCAACAGAGGUAGGUCAAAAUCCAAGAAGAAAAAGGAAAAGAAGGAAGGUUGCUUCGAAUGUGGUUCAGCCGAUCAUUGGAAGAGGAACUGCAAGAUUUGGAAAAAGAAGAAAGCCAAGAGGGAAGGAAUCUCAGGUUCAGCUAGUGCAGUCACUGAGCAUGAGAGUGACGGGGAGCUUCUUUCAGUAACAUCAGGCUCCAAGGCUUUCACAAAUUGGAUUUUGGAUACCGGAUGCACUUUUCAUAUGUGUGCAGUAAGAGAAUGGUUCGAUACUUACAAAGAAGUCAGUAGCGGGGAAGUUUUAAUGGGGGACGAUUCUUCAUGUCCUGUAAAAGGAAUCGAUACUGUUCGAAUCAGAAUGUUUGAUUUCCUUUGGGGAACGUUAGAUAUGUCCCUAGACUAA